GAUCACGAUGUUUACACGGGAAGGCACGCUAUACUAUCAUUCAAAUACCUGACAGAGUGGGUAUGCCGUGGAUCAGCGAACAGAAUCCACGCUUAUAAAGCGCUGAGUCUUAUAAAGUCAUCCCAGUGGAAUCCAUAGCUGCCGGACAUUUAAAGGGACGGAUAAAGAUAUGAUCUAAUAUAUCUGGGAGAGCUGUAGCGAUAUCCGCACACGUUGAUAAACUUCUAUCCCCAGCAGAUGAACCAUCGGCCAGUAUAAGGUAAAGCAAAGGCAUUGGCCCGAUGGGAGAGACUGAGGCAGUAUGUGAGGGCUGGAUGUCAUAGGCUACUAAUCCCACCGGAAGAGUACUUCAAAACCUUAGCCGAUAUGGAUGAGGUUAUGUACCGUAUGGACACUAGGGAAAGGACGUUUUAUGAACGGCAAAGUCGAUUUAGGAAACCGAAAGGUCUUAACAGGGAAAUAUCUAAAAUUUCUUCAAAGAGUUUAUCAAUAGGAAACUUACGGAGUGGAGAUAACGUGUUAAAUGGAGAUGCUGUGUCUAACCUGGACGUUUCACCACUUCCGGUCAUUCACGACAUGUCACCAACCCUAAGGAAAGAAAACUCAGAGGAUUAUGAUUUUGACGCAAAUGAAGAUGUGAAACUUGAGGAUGUGAAAACAUUCGUUACACCUCGACGGAAAACGACGAAGACUGCCGAUAUGUACUUAUUGGCAUGUAAACGGUGCAAGGUCACCGCCCUGUCAAAUUACACUCGUCAACUUCAAGUACCCACAUCAUCUUCCAUUGACCUUGCCAACAACCUAAUCACUGCCUCGGAUACUAAGGCAAUAGCGGUUUCACUCGUGAGAGAUAAGAGGAUCACCGUUUUUGACUUAUCAAACAAUAAGCUUGGCCCCCUAGGAGUCAUGUACUUAAGUGAAAUGCUUGUCAGGAACAAUACGUUAAUGGAACUGAACCUGUCUGAAACCUUCCCUGGUCCCGAGGGUCUGGAGGUUCUAGCCGAGGCGAUGCAAUACAAUGUUUCUGUUCAAAUUCUCAAGCUGGAAGGCAAUAAUAUAGAACACACUGCAGUUCAGAAUAUCGUUUCCAUAAUGCAGAAUGUGCGGUUACAGGAGCUUUAUCUUGGACACAACUCUCUCGGUUAUCAGGGCUUUAGUGCCCUAGCAAGUGCAAUAGAAAGUAAUACCACGUUGCGGAAACUUGACCUGCAGUGGAAUCAUAUCCGACGAGACAGCGCCAAGCAAGUGUGCAAAGCUAUAGCGGUGAACAAGGGUCUUCAUUCUUUAAAUCUAGCCUGGAACGGGCUCGGGAAGGAGGGGUGUAUCGCCCUAUGUCGAUCCCUGCCUAAAAACGUCACUCUACAAGACCUUGACCUGAACAGCAACCGAAUAGAUACAACAUCACUCAGGUUCUUACUUCAUGGUCUCGUCCACAACACGUGUCUCAAGUGUGUUCGGAUUGGUCGGAACCCUCUCACUACAGAUGGUGCUAAAGCGAUACUGCGUGCUUUGCAGUCCUCCAAGAAACCAGUAAUACAGGAGUUGAUAUUAGAAGAUGUUUCCGUAGAUGAUGAAUUCAUGACAUUACUAGCCAAACUCCAGGAUACAAAGAAUAUGAAGAUAAUUCACGGGGAUAUACUAUCUUCUGGAAUGAACAUAAAGGAACGGAAGCACGACCCUCAUGAUCUCAAUAGAUUUGACCCCGUUCUUGUUCUAGUGGAAUACAUGCGCAUAGACAAUCUCCGUCUUAUAGACUUUUUCCAAUAUCUUGAUACAACAAAUAGGGAACAGCUUUCGAGGACGGAUUUUCGUGAUGGAGUAGCGAAUCUCAGGAUACCUCUAACAGAACAUCAUUUGGACAUCGUCAUGCAAACACUCGAUUUAAAGCGUGACGGAUACGUGGAUUUAGAAGAAUUCAUGACUGUCCAAAGAGAGGUUCAGCGUCAGAUCACCAACAGGACCACAAGGGCUAGGCGACGCACCGGCAAAGACGACGAAGGGCUCGUAGGGCUCAGAAAAAUUCUUAAGGAACUAAUAGAAAAACGAAACAAAGAAAAUAAAGAAAAGGCUGCCGCAAGACGGUUUUCAUUGGCAUGGAAUAGUGCUGUACGACAAGCGUCUAACGCACGCAGAUUUUCGGAUCCAGUGGUGUCAACGUCCAGUGAGCAACAGGAAAAAAAAUCCCCUGUGCAUUUGUUGGAACAACUUAUGAAAACAGACAUUGCCGGAAGCCCACAUACGAUUCCUGAAGAGGAAGUUGUAUAGAAUAACGACCGAGCUUAUAGCCUUCUAGUAAAGAAGAUAAAAAGGGUGAAAUUGGUCAAUUGAUGUAUUUUAACAAUUCCUUGGGAAAGCUGGUGAUAUGAAGUCGUAACAUACGGCCGAACAACAUGAAGACAGACAUUUAUACGUUUAAAUACAUUUUCAAGGGAUCAUUUGUUCCGUUCAUAAUUUCAUCAAAUUAUAAGUUUUACAUGUAUUAGAAGUGGUAUAAACAAUAACAGAUUUUUAUGUAUCAGAGGGGGUAUCAACAACUACAGUUUGACAUUUAUCAGGUGGUAUUAACACAAUUACUUUGUAAAUCUGCAAAUCCAGACGUAAACACUGACUAAACCGGACAUCUCCGAAUAGGGAGAAUUUCUGCAUACGAACUGUGUACCAAAUAACAAUAUCGGUAUGAUUAGACUAAAAUCAGGCUUUUGUGAAUACCGAUGACUGAGAAGUAGGUAGCAAGCUUUUAUAUCAGAAUGAAUACGUAUUCUUGCUUUCGAAAGAAAUUGGGUUAAAAUACCUGGAAUCUGCAGUAGUUAAAAUGUGUAUGCACACCGAACAGUUUGAAAAUAUCAGACAGAUUGGUACAGUGUUUAGAACAAGAAGAAUGAUAAGAGAACUGUAACCCUUUCAGCAACACGUUAACCCACUGAUGCUCCAUGAGAUAUGUUCCACCGCUGAAUUGUCCCAUUUAGAAUAAAAAGAGAACUGUAACACUCUCAGCAACUUGCUAAUCCUCUUAUGUUCCAUGAGAUAUGUUCCACCGCUGAAUUGUCCCGUUAAGAAUCAGAGGAGAACUGUAACACUCGGCAAAUUGUUAUCCCUCUGAUGUUUCGUAGGACAUGUUCCACCGUUGAUUUUUUCCCCAUCAAGAAUAAGAAAAUACUCUCAACAGCAUGUCACCCUUCUGAUGUUCCGUAGGACGUGUCCAUCGCUGAUCGCAAGAACUACCUGAUCUUCAGUUCCAUCAUGUGUUUUUCAACCACAACCAAGAUAGCUGUGAACGGUCUAGUAAUUCUUUACUAUCUGUAUCACUCCCGGCGUAUGUAUUGUUUUAUAUUAAUGCAUAUAUCUAAGUUCCUGGUUGUAUUGUUUCAUAUUGUUACUUAUAUAUGAAGUCUUGGAUGUAUUUUUUAUAUUGAUAAAUAUAUCUGUUCCUGGAUGUAUUCUGACGUCCGUUAAGACAUUAAAAAACAUACUUCACUCAA
Molecule: messenger RNA, 3479 nt
Organism: Pecten maximus
Lineage: Eukaryota; Metazoa; Mollusca; Bivalvia; Pectinida; Pectinidae
Product: leucine-rich repeat-containing protein 74A-like
Exons: 15
Coding region: 367-2265 (632 amino acids)
Biological process (GO): nucleocytoplasmic transport; activation of GTPase activity
Cellular component (GO): cytosol; perinuclear region of cytoplasm; nucleus
Molecular function (GO): GTPase activator activity; small GTPase binding; calcium ion binding
Source: RefSeq, a predicted model, not a curated record